ACGUGCACGCAGGAGUGCAGGAGUCAAACCGACAGAUUGGUCAGACUUGAAUCCACUUACAGGGACAAUGCCCGGGAGUCACUGGGGAUAUGGAAAACAGGACGGUCCAUCUGUGUGGCACAAAAGCUUCCCCGUUGCCCAGGGGAACAGGCAGUCUCCAAUUGACAUCGUCCCUCAACAGGCUGUGCAUGACGCCAAUCUGGGUCCGAUUGUCCUAAACUACGAUCACUGUACCUCCAUCAACAUCGCCAACAACGGACACUCUGUCGUUGUGGAGUUUGAAGACUCAGAUGACCGUUCAGUGAUCCGGGGAGGCCCUCUUGACAACCCCUACAGGCUGAAACAGUUUCACUUCCACUGGGGUGGAAAGGGCUGCCAGGGCUCUGAGCACACUGUUGCAGGAAGGGGCUAUGAUUCUGAGCUUCAUUUAGUUCACUGGGAUGCUGUAAAGUACAAGACGUUUGGGGAGGCGGCAGCAGCUCCUGACGGCCUCGCAGUCCUCGGUAUCUUUUUAGAAACAGGUGACGACCACAGAUGGCUCCACACACUAACAGACGCUCUGUAUAUGGUGAAGUAUAAGGGCAGUGUCACCGAUUUCAAAGGUUUCAACCCCAAGUGCCUCCUGCCCAGCAGCCUCCACUACUGGACGUACCUGGGAUCACUGACCACCCCCCCUCUACACGAGAGCGUCAUCUGGAUCGUCGUGAAGGAGCCAAUUAUAGUGUCUGAAAAACAGCUGGGCAAGUUUAGAACGCUUCUGUUCACUGGAGAGGAAGAGGAUCAGAGGACACGCAUGGAAAACAACUUCAGGCCUCCUCAGCCUCUCAAAGGAAGGAAAGUGCGCUCCUCCAAUUAAUGUGACCCCGAGAGAUCUGAAGCCAAACACAACAAAGGCUCUUUUAGACAACAGUGAAUGCAUUAAUUUGAUUGUACUUUUUUACAUCAUGGUAGCUUGUCCUGAGGAUUUCUGAUUUUCUUUGUACAAAAGAGUCAUUGUCAUCACCGCCGUCACCUUGAGAUGCACGCGUCCCUCUACUGGUCAGAAGCUUCAUGGCAGUAGGAUGAAUAAAUUUUUCAGCGAUUAAGGGAAAAAUAAAAGGGAUAUUAUAAAGAAAUAAGAUCAUGAUAAGACUUUGUAAAUUUAUUUGACUACUCUGUGCUAUUUGCCGAUAUUAUCAUAAUAUUUUAAUCUCUAUUUUGAUGAAGAUUCAAAGGCUGGAUGUGUACUUGUACCUCCAUAGCUGUUCAAGAAAAAAAACAAGUGCUGUCGUGACCUCUUGUAAGGUGCUAUUAUAUGUAAAUAUUACAUGUACUGUAUGUGCAUCUAGUAAGUC
Molecule: messenger RNA, 1334 nt
Organism: Plectropomus leopardus (leopard coralgrouper)
Lineage: Eukaryota; Metazoa; Chordata; Actinopteri; Perciformes; Serranidae
Gene: ca7
Product: carbonic anhydrase 7
Biological process (GO): regulation of intracellular pH
Cellular component (GO): cytoplasm
Molecular function (GO): carbonate dehydratase activity; zinc ion binding
Source: RefSeq, a predicted model, not a curated record